CCUGCUCGGUUUCAGCAGGUGCGAGGUUUCCCUCUACUGGCUUUACAGAGGCGUCACCGUUGCUCGUAGAUCGCUCUGCAUCCAACAAAGCCCACUGCUGAGAACGCGCAAACAUUUCGGGAAAAAAAACAGCGACACGUGGAAAUAAUAUCUGCACGAGAAAUACGUUGCACCAUCUACAGCAGCUGUUACUGCCUCGAGAGGCUUCCCUGAGGCAGCCUGCCUCUCCAGACACCGCGUCUCCAUAUCUGCCUCAUUAUUGCUGCAAGUGCAGUGUCGGAAAAGACCUUUAAAUAUUUUAAGCCAUUUGCCUUCGGCCAGUUUUUUGCCGAUGGACGGGCGAGAGAGCGGAGGGUGAGAGGAUCGAUGCAACGGGCACGUUUCCGACCAGGAACAGUCCGGAGAAACGGGACGAGUUUCCCGGGUACAUGUCUGAACACCCUGGGGGCGUGUCUCCACCGCAGCUGAGGAACUGAAAUAACCAGGCGGUGGCGAAUCAUCUACUUCCUUUGCCGCGCAGCGAAGGGCAGCGCAACCAUAGCUGGGGCCGAACAUUUCAGAAAGCAACAUCGUCAAGAAGCUUUCGGCGUGACCUUCGUCUCGACAGCUUGCAGACGUCCGGCUCAGAUAAUAUAACACAUUUCCAAACCAGCCGGCAGCCGCGAAGACCAUUGACCGUCCAGGGACUUGCUAGUGCUAAACUGGCCUGUUACACAUUUUAAGUACGAAUAAGCAGCCCAGAUGUUGAACGCUGGUCAUCGCCAGGUCUCAGUUUUAAUCGCAGAAUUUCGCUUCUCAUACUUGGUCGGUUCAUUUGAAAGAGUCGGCGUAGUGCUUCCUUUCUUUCUUUUAGCCGUUGGACAUAAUCCUCUGAAAGUCGAAACUGCAAUCAUCCGACUGUAGAUUGGUUUUGACAAAGGAACAAAGAGUAGGAGAACUUUGGGCGGUCUUAUGAAGAUAGUAUUGAAAGGACAGUAAACAACACAAAACAAAAAGUCAACAAAUAAAGGCAAAAAAGGCAUUAACUGUCCAGUAAUCAUGUCUGAGGCUGUACUAUGCUGUUUUACCACUGUAUCAAGGGGUUAAAGUUGUGUAAAAUAAUAAUAAUAAUAUUCCAAUAAUUCCUAUUGCAUUAUUACUGCAGUGUUAAAAUGUUCAAAAUCACAUUAUACAAAGUCAAAUUCAUGUUCACAUUUAUUCAAUUUGCUUAACUUUGUGUUAGUGGAUCAUAUGUGUUUUCAAGUAUUUAACCAUUUAUACGUCAGUGGUGUCUAUGUUUAUCUAAAAAUGUCCUUAAGUGGCUUUGAAGGUGAACUGAACAUUAUUCUCCAUUAUGUAAAUCCCAUACCAAAAAUUCUAGCUUUCUUUUACAUAAUUUGUACACGUUUUUCUGUACUUUAAAACCUUUUUUUUUCUUUUGAAUAUCUGAAUACUUCAUUGUUUGAACCAGAAUUUAAAAUACAGUUUUGUGUCUAAAUAUUUUCUAUGUGCUCAUCAUGCUGUUGUAACAAUGACCUGCUAGUGGGUUUGGGGCAGUUUGAGAGGUUGAGACAGCAUGUCGCGCUGUGCAUUUUGAUGGAAUUGAUAUUGUUAUUAUAUGGACAUAUAACAAUCUGUAAUUCUUAAUUUGUUGGAACAUGGCCAUCUUGCUGUCUUAAAUCGUCUUUCAGGAUUUAAGACACCAUCCAUCACACACACCAAAGCCCACUUUUUGUAAGCUAAAGGGGAAGUGAAACUAGUAUGACUUCCUGUUUUCCUCUCUGCCGUCAAAAAGAUGAAUACAAGAACGCUCCACUUGAUCAACAUUUUCACAGAUUCUCCUCUGAGGCAGAUCACUGACAGGACACACUCCAGGCGGUUCAGAGCCAGAAACACAUGUCUGCUUUUGGGUGAAAUAGAGAGAGUUGUCUGAAAGCUGCAGACUGGGUCAGCGGCUGAAGACUGAGGAGACAUGGAAGCUUUGGUCGGACUGUUCCUGAUGCUGCUCGGAGUCUCUCAUGGUAUGGAAACCUACUGUGAUGGCAGACAGAAUGGAACUCAGUGUUAUGGAGCUUUGGGAGGGACUGUGGUCCUCCGGCUGAUGGACAGUGCCCCAGAAAUAUUUAGAUACUGGAGGAAUCAAAACGUAAUAUUAAAUUGGAGCGAUAACAAGUUCAAGUCGAAUCUGAUAUCAAACAGAUCCUUCUUUACUCCCAGCAAUGGAACACUUAGGAUCAAUAACCUGAGCAGGAAUGACGGUAGUGAAUAUACCCUCGACAUAUAUGAUUCAGGGGGAAAACUUUUAGAUCGGCGGACUCUACAGUUGUCCAUUCAAGCUCCUGUGUCCUCUGUCCUGCUGGUCUCUGAGUGUCUGUCCCAGGGAGAGAUGAAGGUGUCCUGCUCCUCUGAGGGAGGAGACAGUCCUCAGUACAGCUGGACUCUGGAUGGACGCACACUGACAGACGCUGAGCUCCUCUCUGGAAAUCAUGAGACUAACAACAUCACUCUGAAACAAGACGUCUCAGGGCGCCUGGUCUGCUCAGUCAGGAACUCCGUCAGUAGUGUCUCCGAAGUAGAAAGCAUAUCUAGCUGUGGCUUCAUCUUCAUCAACUGCACCUUAUCCAAUGGGACACACAUAUCACAGUGGGUGUUAGCAGCCAGUAACACACUGUGUAUUGAGCCGACAACAGCCCCUACCACGAUCACAAAUCCUACUAAAAAAAAUUUACCACUAAUGGCUGGUGUACUCUCAGCACUGGUAUUUCUCGUAUUGCUCGGGGGUGCAGUCAUUUAUACUCAGGAGAAAAUGAAAAGGAACAAAGCUACAGAGGAAGCAGAUGAGCAGGAAUUAACCUAUGCAGAGGUCAGGAUCGUGCAGCGGCAGGGAUUGAAGGUGCAGCAGAGGGCAGAGGUGGAGGUGGAGUAUGGCCAAGUCAAGUAUUCAGAGCAACCUCGGCAGACUGUCGUACCAACAGGAGAUGAUUGUGUGUACGCCAAGGUCCAUAAAAGCAGUUGAUUUGAAGUGUUCAGUUUUUAAAUGAAAGCUGCAGCACUUAAGGCAGAUAGAGUGAGGAGGUGUUUGUCAAGAUGCGUACAGGACUUUCACUUUAAUUUAAUGUUAUUUCCUAAAAGAAAAAUACAUAUAUGAUUUUUUUACUUUAAAGUACUUCUGCUUUUUGACUGGGCAUCAAAUCAUUUAGUCUUAGGUGACUAUUUACACCAGUUUAUUAGCAUAUUUGCUUGUAAUUCAUUGUUAACACUGUAAACUUGCAAUAAUGAUAGCAAAAAUUUCUCUACAAUUUAUUUAGCUUUAUUACUCUACAGUGAUUGGCAGACAUGAACAGUAACCUAUGUUGUACUCUGAAUAAGUGUCAUCAGUACGUUUAUGUUGGUCAAUCAACUUUUAACUUAAUGUCACAGUGAAAAAGUUUGCAUUUACUUAAAUUUAAAAUGUAUUUAUUAAACAAAUGUGGAUGGAUUAGUUGAGGGUCAGAGUAUAUUAAAUAAACUCUGGUAUAGUGUGCAUUGCAAAAAUUGAUUUAUUAUAACAGUUUGGUGCUCUGUGUGUGUGUUUGGUAACCUUACCUGGCAUAGCAUUUUAAAUAGGCAUCAAUCCAAAUAAUCCACUAGCACUGUAUCUGUGAAGCUAACAUGCAAAGAGGAUGAGAUGGUUUCCAAGAGCCAGCACACCAGCCACAGACAGCGAUAGUCACGACUCUCCUGCUACUAUGGCAAACAUCGCACCAAUAGCAAAUCUUGGCAAACGAGAGAGUAAGCUGAAUGUCCGUGGGCAAGUAAUUUAUCGUUGCUUGCUAACUAACCAGUUGAGAUUGGCUAUCAGAAACAUUAGCAAACAGGACAAAUCUAUACCGACCUACUGGCUCUGGGAAACACGGCAAAACUUAUGUUUUACGCACCUG
Messenger RNA from Xiphias gladius (swordfish), 3899 nucleotides. RefSeq names its product T-cell surface antigen CD2-like. The transcript has 6 exons. Lineage: Eukaryota; Metazoa; Chordata; Actinopteri; Istiophoriformes; Xiphiidae. The coding region runs from base 1952 to 2995 and encodes 347 amino acids. The record is from RefSeq and is a predicted model, not a curated record.